Messenger RNA from Paramecium octaurelia, 507 nucleotides. NCBI's taxonomy places the organism in Eukaryota, Ciliophora, Oligohymenophorea, Peniculida, Parameciidae. The record is from the annotation of a GenBank genome assembly.
AUGUUGAUCAAUAGUGCAAAGCAAUCUGUUAGAUCAAAUAACAAUGAAAGCACAAAUUUAAAUUCUAGAUUAUGCAGAAACUUCUAAUCUUUGACUUUAAGUGCUAAAUUCUAAACAGAAUUAUUAUAAUUGGAAUCAUAAAAUGAACCAUUUUUAUUCAAUUAAUAACGAUCGACACUUACGUAUUGAAUACUUAAAUUUAGUUCUGUGGAUUUUAGUAGAUAAAUCAGUUCUAAACAAUCAUGCAGAUCUAGUAUGCCAAAUAUCAAUAUUAAUGGAUAUCAUAAUCCAUGUUCUAAAAGAAAAAAUGAAAGAAUGAUCCUAAGAACAAACCCUUGUCUUAUCUAUAUGCCUGGACUUAAAAGAGAAGAAUUCAAAGAAGAUACAUCACCAUAAUACGCCUAACAAAAACAAAUAAGAGCUCCUCUUUUGAAAACUCCUAUUAAACACAUAAGCUUUUAAUUCAGAAAUAGAGAUAAGUGCAAUCCACUCCAAAAAAUAAAUUGA